CAGUCCAUAUCUCUAUGUCUAUGGUCCAAAUUACUGCUAUAUCUACUACAAAUUUUACUACAAGUAAUGCCACCUAUAGGAACAACCUUCCACUAUUUACUACCUGUUCUUUUCUCACAGCAGCUAUUAUGGAAGAUAAAUUUCUUCUGAUCCAUAGAUGGCAGUGGCGGCAGUGCCAUUACAAUUGUCUUGUCAAUAUAAACAUUCGUUGUUUGUAUCUUCGAAAUAUCACAGUUAUUGAGGAUUUGAAAUUGAAUAUCCAAUACAGAGAUUAAGAAAAGUGUCUCAAUAUAUUUCUCAGAUUCAAAACUUAUUCGAAACAUCAAUGAGUUUCGAUUAUAAUACAAAGCUAGAAUUAUCAGUUGGAAAGGAAGAAGUACGGUUAAGGAUGUCCACUGAAAAUGCAGACGGUGAUGAUAAUGCCGAACCAUUUAUAAUGACAAGAAGGAAAGGUGGAUGGGCAGAUGAUGGAAAUAAAUCAGCUAAAACGUCCAGAUCAUCAAAUUUUUUAGACAAAAGAUUUGAGGAUGAGAAAGAAGAUUCAGAUGAUGAUAUUCCAGUAAUUCCAGACAUAGAUGAUAUAACUUAUGACUCUUCAAACUUACAAGAUGUCAACAUCCCGAAUGUUUCAGUUAAGAAGGCAACUUAUAGAGAAAUAGAUAAAGACAACAAACUUGAAAAUUUAAAGAUUGGAGAUGCAAAUUUCGGCAAUAUUGGCGACAUUGAUUUGACUCUACUCACGAACAAGCUAUAUCCUGAGUCUGAGGUGAAAAGUGUUGAUGUGGAAUGGACCCUUAAUAGUCUUGGACUGGAUCUGGCAAGAAAUCUAGAAAAACUUUGAGAAAAUGGCGCACUAUCUAUUUUGAAUCCGUCCAAAUAAACUUGAUUGAUUGCCUAUUAGUUUUGAAUAAAAAAAUUUCAAUGUA
Coccinella septempunctata (seven-spotted ladybird) is the source of this 926-nucleotide messenger RNA. It is a transcript of the gene IFT43, whose product is annotated as intraflagellar transport protein 43 homolog. Gene Ontology annotation, biological process: intraciliary retrograde transport. The coding region runs from base 326 to 841 and encodes 171 amino acids. The transcript is spliced from 5 exons. Gene Ontology annotation, cellular component: cilium; intraciliary transport particle A. NCBI's taxonomy places the organism in Eukaryota, Metazoa, Arthropoda, Insecta, Coleoptera, Coccinellidae. The record is from RefSeq and is a predicted model, not a curated record.